GUGAUUCGUUCUAUUUCUACGCCGGAAGUCGAUGAAACUUUGAACGAAAUUAUAACGAGAAUCAUAAUAAUAAUAUCCCUUUCAUUUAUCUACAUUAUACAGAUGUAAAAAUUAUAUUCGUGAUAAUAAUUAUUGUGAAGAAGCCAUAACAAAAAUGAAUGAUUUAUUAACGAAAAGUGUUAACGAUCUUCAAAAAAUUGUGAAGGAGGAAAAGCUCGUUCUAUCUAAGAAAACUUUAAGAAAGCCUAUAGAAGAACAAUAUUAUAAACAUUUAGAAUCUAUUCAGGGAAGGCAAGAUUUUCCAAAAAAUGACAUCAAGCAAGUAUUAAAUGGCAGGAAGAAAAUGAUUGAUAGAAAAAAUAAAGUUAAGGGAUUAAUAAAUGAUAUGUUGCGUUUAACCAAUGAUAUUUCUACUGUAGAAGGUGAUAAAGAAAAUAUUAAAAAGCCUGUCAAUCGUAAAACUAAUGUUUCAGAUAAUAUGAAAACAAGACAAUCAAACAAUAGAUUGGAAAUGAAAAUGAAACGUGGUGAAAAGAAUAAAUCUAGUACGAUUAAGAAUGUAGAUCAAAUGGCAAGUGAAAUGAAUUUUAUUUCUAAAAAAUUUCAAACUGCUUCUUCAUCUUCUAGUUCUUCCUUUUCGAAUGUUAGAAAAAAUAAACUGAUUAGCUUUAAGAAAGAUAAAACAUUGAGAGAGAAUCAAAAUCGUUCAGAAAGGCCGAUCGUUUGUUAUCAACAAUUAAAAAGUUUAGAAAAGACGAAAGAAUCGGCACGUACGAUUUCAAAUAUUUCUUUCAAUAAUAACAAAGAAAAGGUUAAGAAUAAUGCUUGGGCACGUUUGGAAACUGUUCAAGCAAUUAAAGAUAAGAAAAGUAAUGAAGUGUGCGAAAAAAAAACAAGAAUGUCAUCGUCGAUCUACGUUAUCGACAAGCAUCAUGAUCGAUCGAAGAAAUCUAAUGAUAUCCGUUUAAAGCGGCAAAUCAACGUUCAACCAGUUUGGAAACCAGGCGGCACCGUUAAAUCUUUUGCUUCUAAUCCAACGUUUCGAAAUAAUGAACCGAUUAAUCGUCGUACGUGGCAGCAACGUUUUGAAAAAGACAAUCAAGAAAUAAAAAAAUCAAUCGUUAAUCCAUCAGAGCCAACAGUCUCGAAUAGGAAUAAUCUCUUUAAGGAGCAUCGAAGGAAUGAUAAUUUUGGCGAAAAAUGUGUAACUGAUUUGUGCGAAUUACUCGCAGAAAUAAGAAUAACGCAGAAGGAAUUAAAAGGCAAUAGUAAUUUAUUAUCCGAAACGCAUUCCUCUCCGUAUAAUCAAUCACAAAUACCAUUAUCGAAUACAUCCUUGACAAAGGUCCGAGUUAAUAGUGACGAAUUAUAUUCGAAGAAAGAAAAAUCUGAAUCUAAAUCACGUCCAGAUAUACCUAGAUUAAAUCCAUUGAAAGUUGCAUUUAAAGAUAAACAUGAUGAUAAGUUAUCAGUUACGCGUAAUUCUUCUAAUAAAAAUAUUUCUAAGGAAAUUUUCACGAAAGAUUAUGAGAAAAGGGAGGAAAAUGAGAAAAUUUCAUGUUCUAAUGAAAAAAAUGAUAAUAGAAAUUUGUCAUCGAUGAUUUUAUUAGAAGUUCCUGAUAAAUUCCCUAUAAUUCCAUCCACUGAAUAUAAAAAUCAUGAAAUUGACGAAGAAACAAUGAAUGAAAAUAUUAAAGAAAAAUCAUUUAACGAAAAAUUACAUUCAUCUAAUGAAAAAAUUAUUAAAACAGAUGAUACUUUAGAAAAGUCUAUAUUAAAAAGUAAUGUCAAUUUGGAUCAUGAUACAUUAUCAAUCGAGAAUCAACCAAGUUUAAUAUCUUUUAGAAAUAUAAACUGUAAUCCUGAAUUAAAUUCAAUAUCUACUUUAAUAACGAUGGUAACAUCAUCAAAAUGUUGUCAAUUAUCGUGUCCGUCUUCGUUAUCGUCAAAAACCAAUUUUAUUUUCGAACAGUCUAUCGGGAAAAAGAAAACGAACGAAAUCGACAAGGAUUCUUUAGAAAAUUCGACCGACGAUAAUGACGAGGAAAAUGAAUUUAAAUUGAAUGAAUUAAAAGAUCGAAUUAAAAAAGAUUCUGAUCUAAUUGAAGAUAAGAAGAAACAACAAACGUCAUUGAAUUUAUUAUCGGAUAUUUUAUGUUCUUCAAAAUCUUAUGCUUUGACAAAUAAAUUUGAAGAAGAUCAAAGUAAAUUAGAAUAUUCAAAUAUUAGAAAUGACAUUUCGAGGGAUUCUUUGAACAAUGUUUUUAUUGAUUCGAAAUCAGACGAUGAUGAUACUGAUCAAGGGAUAAAAUCAAUAGAAAAUGUUCGAUCCAAAGAUAAUGACGAAACGAUCGUAUGCAUGAUCGACGAAAAGAAAUGUAAAAGUUCACAAACUAUAACGGAUACGAAAUCAUUUUGCGAUGCUUAUACUAACGCCGAGGAUACAAAAUUUAAUUGUAUUAAAUAUGUCGAUAAAAUAGUUCCUUCUCCCAAUGAUAUUGAUUUGAAAAUAUCAUUGAAGGAUGUUGCUACGGAAAUUCUUUCGCAAGAUCAAUCGACAUUAUUAUUAACAGAAAUGAACGAAUGUUCGUCGACGGAAAAAAAUUGUGCUACUGAUUUAAUUAUAAAUUCUUCGAACGAUUGCAACGAAAUUAAGACCAUUAUUAACGUUGAAUCAAAAUCGGUAUACACGUGCGAGGAAAAAGAUUUGGAUCAUAAUGAUCGAUGGGUCAUGGAAACCGUAGAUUUAUAUUGUGAACAACCUAAUGACAAUCUACCAAUAUCAAUAGAAAAAUGUAAAGUAGAAAAUAAUGAUUCUAAUGAUCUUAAUGAUCGAUGGGUCGCAGAAACCGUAGAUUUAUAUUGUGAACAACCUAAUUACGAAAAUGACUUUAAAGAGGAUAAAAAUGAAUUAAAUAAAUCAUCUGAAUCGAAAAUAAAUAAUAAUGUCGCUAUUAAAAGAUCUAUGUUAUCGGUAUCAUUGAUUGAUCAAUUGAAAGGUAUCAAAGAGCAAUUGGAAAACGUUGAUAUAAAAUUGAAUAAAUUACAGGAAACUACAAACGAUGCCAAUGAUGCAUUUUCUCGUAUUAACAUAACUAAUAUACCAUUUGAUUCUAAUACCAAGGAAAUAAUAUCUGUUUCAUCGAAUGAUUUAUCAGAAUCGUCCAAUAUAAAAAAUGUUAUGAUCGAUGAUCAAUCAUCUUCUUCGACGAUAGAAUCGUCUUUAUCUUCUAAUUCUUUCAAACGAUCGUCGAAUAUUUCGCAAGAACGUCCUUUCGAACGUUUUAAUAUAAAUUUCAAUGAUAUCAAUGAUGUAACGGAUGUUUUCCAAAUGACAUCUUGUCAUUCGAAAAAUUUAUGCGACGCCAUUAGAAUCUAUAAAGAUAAAACGAUCGUUAAUAAUCAAUCGGACGAAUGUAAAAAAAGUUCAUCGAAAAAGUCAUUCGAGGAAUCUGUAAGAUAUUUUGAAAAAGAUCCUAAAGAAUUUGACGAACAAUUAACUUGUGAAUAUUUUAAUAAAAAUUGUUCUCGUUUUUACGACAAUAAUAAUUUUAAUGACGAUGACAAGGAAAUGAUUAGUAUUAAAAGUAAAUCAUCUUCUGUCGAACAUAUUUUUUAUGAAUUAAGAACAACUGAUUAUUCAUCAUCCGCCGAUAAAUCUGAUAAUGCUGAAAGUUUCGUAUGUCUUUCGAUUAAAAAUUCUAACGAUAUGCAAAAGAGAGAAACGAAAAGAAUAUCAAACUCCAUUGGGAAAGUAUCGUCAAGUGUUUUGAGUAUAAAAGAUCAACGUUUAGAGAUAAUAAAGUAUUUAGAUAAAGAAAUUAAUUUUACAUAUUGUAACGAACAAACAGAAUCGAAUGAUUUUCAUGAUUUAAUUAUUUCUAGAGAAGGCUUGCUUCUUCUUAUCUAUUUUACUGUAUGUUCCAUUGUAUUUUUUUGUUUCAACUUUUCUAUCACUUGUGAAUCAUGGUUUAUUACCUAAACGUUUAUUUAGUUAAUAAAUAAUUUAAUUUUAUUUUUGUUCUUACAGAGGGCUCGUUAUAUUUUGUUUUGUUAGAUU
Molecule: messenger RNA, 4060 nt
Organism: Vespa velutina
Lineage: Eukaryota; Metazoa; Arthropoda; Insecta; Hymenoptera; Vespidae
Product: MATH and LRR domain-containing protein PFE0570w-like
Exons: 7
Coding region: 155-3982 (1275 amino acids)
Source: RefSeq, a predicted model, not a curated record